GAGUUCUACCAGGGUCGGCUGAGGCCCACUGGGCCCAUCUGGGCCCUGGGUUCUUGGGAUCGCCCCAAGCUUAGCUCCCCACCGGUGACCUGUCACCGGUCCCACCGGUCACGCCGACACCUCCGGAGCCUUCCAUGGCACGCUGCACGAAGUGGGACUUCCUUGAGGACGAUCCUGACUUGGAUGAGGAAGGUCAAGCGGCCUUUGCAGAAGCCUCCGAGUUGCGCGAGCAGGCCAAUGCCUUAGCUCAUCAUGCACGCAGCAAGGAGCUGCCCGCGCGGCAAGAGCUUCUCCGGGAGGCUGUGACGAUGUACGGGCGUGCCGAUGCGUUGCUGAAGCCUCGUGUGUCUACUGCGCUGGAAAAGGCGGCCGUGCCUGCUGCGUUGGCAGCGCGAGAGCUGGCGCUCCAGUGCCGAUUGAACGCUGCAUGCCUCGCCCUGGAGGCUGCCACAGUUCCUUCAACUGGGAGCAGCGGCCUGAAGAAUGCGGAGCAGGCCGAAGAGGCUUCCAGACGUCUGGCCUUGGAGGCCUUGCAGCUGGACGCGACGAACCCCCAUGCUGCGCUGCUGCUGGCGCGCUGGGGUGCGCUGCUGGAGAAGCGGGAGGCGUCCGAAGUUGCGCAAUGGCUGUCUAAAGCCAAGCGUUGGGCACAGGAGCGAAAGGAUCAGGAGGCACUGGCUCAGGCCGAGGCCCUGGACUCCCAGCUGCAUCCCCCACCCAGCUCCUGGGGCAAAGAGGCUUCGGACUGGCUGCGGAUGGGCGUCCAUCUUCUUAAGCAGGGCAAAGCUCCAGAGGCCAAGAAGCUUUUCAUGCAGACCGUGGACUAUUUGGAUCAACAGGAGGGGGGCCCUAUUGAGCUCCUGCUCUCCAGACCUCUUCGGGCGCUGGCCUUCGAUGCGCUGGAGGGGCUGAUGGAAAGCUUUGCGGCCACGGAGCAGUUUGCCGAUGCCGUGCGCUGUGGGCAGAGGGCCACCUCCUUGUUGAACUCGACCAGACCAGGAAUGCAGGUGCCCUUUGCUGAGCCGGAGCUCUCCAGGCGAGAAGGGCUUCUGCACCUUUCAAUUGGCCAUGCGGCAGAGGCCAACGGCGAGAAGGAUGCACUGCGCCACUUUCGACUUGCAGCUCAAGCUUUGCAGAGGUCGGGCUCGGAUGCGGCCUCGGAGGGCGUAGCGGUGCUGGAGCUGGGGAAGAGGCUAGUCAAGGAAUCCAAAGCAGAUCCAGAGGCCUUGGACCUGGCGGUGCCUGUGCUGGAGCAUGCCAUAUCUUGCCUGAAGCGAGCUCAGGGCAGGAUUGGCGAGGAGAAAGGCACCAAGCCCACGGAAGAGGUGUGCCAGAGGCUACGCUUCCGGGAGCUACAAGCGCAAGCAGCUCUUUGCGAGGCUUAUCAAAUCCGUGGAGACCGUCCAGAUGCUGAGGAGGUGAUUGAAGCCUCCAAGUACCUACUGCCCAAAGCCGGUGGCCUUGCGCUGGAUUGGGCGGAGCUGUGUGGCAAAUGGGCCUUCCACGCGGCCAAGGCAGGGAAGCUGGACGAAGCGGAAGAAGCCUUAAGGCUCAAGUGGAAUCUCUCAGGAGGCAAAGACACCCCUGAGAAUGCUGCGUUGGAGAUUGAGGACAAAGCUCCUUGUCCAUUUCAGCAGCGAUGCAUUCAGCUUCAACAAGAGGCUUUGCAGAGUCUGGCCCUGGUGCAGCAGAAAGCACAGAACCCUGUGGGGGUUCAGGAGUCGCUGGGUUUGCUGAGCCAAACCGGAGCGCAAGAGGGUGAGAUGGAGCGGCACUUGCAACGCCUGGCACCAGCUCCGGGAGCGUCCAAGGAAGCUUCCUGUUGCCAGAAAUACAUGAAGCACUUCGCCUUGCACAAAGGUGCAAGGCUCUGGUUGGCGUGCCUUGCUGCCGUUGCAGCGGUGUUGCUGCAGAAGACCAUGAGUGGGCAUCCGUCAGAGCAGCUGCUGAACCAGAGCGCAGGUCGUCGGCUCGCUGUGACAGCUGCCCUCAGUUCCUUGGCAGUGCCGGCAGUGGCCCAAGAAGGUGUUCCUGCGAAGGUGGGCGGUAGAGCUUCCAAGUGGUUUGGUUCCUAUGAUGAUCCCAAGCAUCCAGCCUGUGAACGCAAUGUGGUCAUUGCCUUUGACGGCACCAAGGGGAAGAUCGAUGGAUAUGACAAAAGUGGGGCCGGUGAUGAAGGACAAUUUAACUGCCGAAAGCGAAGAGAUGUGACAUAUUAUGAUUGGAGUUUGAAGGUGAAGUUGGCCAACAAAGAUGCCAAUGAGAUUGUUGUUGAAGAGACUGGGAGGGAUGUGGUGGAUCGAAAGCGCAUCAACGAAGCUCGAGAAACGGUCGGCAAAUGGGACAAAGAUGGAAUCCUUUGGCCAGAUGGCACCAAAUGGGUGCAAAGGAAGUGGGAGCGCGCCAUCGCCAUGCCGAUCUACGAACUUCAAGAUGUGAUAGUAGACGGCAAGCAGGAGAUGCAAAGAAGAUUUGAGCUUUGGCACAGGCCUGACAUCAAAACCAUCAAAGAGCUUGUGAAGAGGUCCAUUGAGAAGCAGAUUGACCUGGUUGAUGUGGCGGAUUGUCCAAGCCCAGAACGGACCUGUGCAAUUUGCUUGGAGGAACUCCAAGGUAAUGAGCAUGUGAGGCAGCUACCAUGUCAGCAUUGCUAUCACGAAGAGUGCUUGGUCACUUGGGGAGCCAGUGGAUACUUCGGAGUAUCAAACACCGCAAGACUUGCUUGUCCUCUUUGCCGGAAAGAUCAUACCAUCGAUGUCGAAGUUUGA
Messenger RNA from Durusdinium trenchii, 2768 nucleotides. The record is from the annotation of a GenBank genome assembly. NCBI's taxonomy places the organism in Eukaryota, Dinophyceae, Suessiales, Symbiodiniaceae.